UCCCCAUGGGGCGUGUGGUGGUUCUCCUCUCCAGUCUAAAUGAUGUCACUUUCUAAAAAGGCUGUCAGCAAGAAUGUAGGUGGCACCCAAACACAGUAGCAGGGAGAUUCCCGCAGUAAACCUCACACACUGUCAACAAGGCGCUCCAGUGAAAUAGUCCUGCACUUUACUUGGAUAGUCUCUGCUUCUCAUUUCACCGGUUAUCAACCAGGGGAAGGCAUUCAGGGAAGACUGUAGGAGUCUCUUCGUGUGCCUCAUGGCUGCGGUACUUGGAAACAGCACCCGAACUACGGGAACUUCAGAUUGUGAGCUGAGAAGCCACUUCAGAAGGAGAAAGAGGAGGUCGACAAGAAAAGAGAGAACCAGUAUGCUGUCAUCCUUCAUCAGCCCUAUGAAGAUUAGAGAUAGUGGGACAACAACAUCAAAAGACAAUGGAGACACUUCAAUUAGCAGCAGCGCUGAGGUGAAGGAGAAUCGUCAUAGCACAAAUCAAGUGGACUAUUCAACCAUACGACAACCUGCACAUCAUCAACCAGCUCUUUACACUGACAUCUCCAGAGAGCUCUCCAGGACUACUGCUCUAAAGAGGAAGCAGCCAUUGGUGGAAGGAAAAGACAGUCUUCUCUAUGAACUCCAGUUGAUCUGUAAGAGGACGGCCCAUUGCUUUACAUCAGAUAGCGCCACGACUCCAUCUGCACUGUCGGUUGAGGGAGGAGCAUCACGCGGGAGUGACGCAACCUGUCGGAAGACAAUGAGGACUUCAUGGUCUGUCACAAAGAAGAACGCCCUGGUGCAGUUGAAUGAGCUGAGACCAGGUCUACAGUAUGAGAUAGCAUCCUGGACAGGGCCAGUUCACGCCCCUGUGUUCGCUGUAGGAGUAGAGGUCAACGGUCUCAGGUUCGAGGGCCGAGGCCCCACCAAGAAGAAGGCUAAGAUGAGAGCAGCAGAGAUGGCUCUUAGGUCCUUCAUCCAGUUCCCCAAUGCCCCUCAGGCUCACAUCACCAUGGGAAACCUUAACUUUAUCAACACCACAGCACCAGCAGACUUCACCUCAGACCAGGCCGUUCUCAUCCCUGACACGCUCUUCAAGGAGUUUGAGCCAGAAGCAAACGAAGACCAAUUCCUUUACCACAGGACAGACGGAAAGGAGUUGCAAUUUGAGGAGCCACCAGCGCAGGGAGAUACACAACUCCUAUACCACAGCCACAGGACAGGGGGAAAGGGACAGGAGUUGCUCUCCAGCAUUUGUAACCAUGGGAGACUAGUAUGCCUGACCCUUGACCUGAUGUCCUCAGCUAAUCAGAAGAGGCAGAGGAUCGGUUCCUCCAUUGUUGAGGAGCUGAGGCCUGUGGCUCUGCUCAAUGAGUUAAGGCCAGGCCUGAGGUACGUCUGCCUGAUGGAGAGAGUGCGGGGCAGGCCGAUCAGGAGCUUUGUGAUGGCAGUGAGGGUGGAUGGAAGGAUAUUUGAGGGCUGUGGGCGCAGUAAGAGACUGGCUCAAGCCCAGGUAGCUACCUCAGCCCUACAGGACCUGUUUAACAUCAGUCUGGGGCCUGAGACUAGCAUCAGUCGUACUGCCAGCUGGGCCAAGAGCUCUCAGCUACCUCAGUGCUUUGCAGAGUCAAUCUUCCACUUGGUGAGAGAGAAACACAGUCAGCUAGACUGUUACUGCCCUGCCUCCCACACCCGUCACAAAGUACUGGCAGGCAUCGUAAUGACCAGAGGUUUUGACGUUAGGCGAGGCCAGGUGGUGUCUCUGGGGACAGGGACCAAGUGUUUCAGUGGAGUGUGUGUCAGUGACCAGGGAUGGACGGUUAAUGACUGCCAUGCUGAGGUCAUCACAAGGAGGGCUUUCCUCCGCUUUCUCUACACCCAACUGGAGCUCUUCCUCUGUAACCAGCCAGACAGUUUGGAGCAGUCCAUCUUUGUGCGAGACAAAGAGUCUGGGUACAGACUGAGAGAUGGUAUUCUGUUCCAUAUGUAUGUGAGCUCAUCGCCCUGUGGGGACGCACGCCUCAAUUGCCCCUACGAGGUAACAGCUACACACCACAGCUGGCACAGAUUUGUAAGGAAGUUACGCUGCCAUCUGAGGAUGAAGAUGGAAGGCGGUGAGGGUACACUUCCUGUCAGCGUACGGAGAGCCAAUCAGAAAUGGGACAGGGGGUUGCCGAGGGAACCUCCGGUCACCAUGUCCUGCACAGAUAAAAUGGCCAGGUGGAAUGUUCUAGGUCUCCAGGGCUCUCUCCUGUCUCACCUGGUGGAGCCAGUGUACCUCCACAGCCUCACUGUGGGCAGCCUGUGCCACACGGGUCACCUGGGAAGGACCAUGGCACGACGCAUGGGGCACAUCAGCCCCACGUCCUCCUCCUAUAGACACAACAGCCUACUCCUCGGCUGCCUCAGCAGCAGUGAGGGUCGGCAGCCAGGGAAGUCCCCCAGGUUCAGUGUGAACUGGAGUGCUGGAGACGGGGAGCUGGAGGUGCUGGAUACCUCUACAGGCAGGAGGAAAGGCUCAGGGACACCAUCCAGACUCUGCAAGAGAUCCCUCUUCACUCGUUGGGAGAGACUACACCACCAGCUGAGCAGGCCAGGACAAGUGUUGGGUGACGAGAAGGCCAUAAAGACGUACUGUGGAGCUAAGAUGACAGCGGGGGCCUACCAGAGAGCCAAGCAGAAGUUUGUCCUCUCACUGCAGGAGGCAGGCCUGGGCAUCUGGAACAGGAAACCACCAGAACAGGAGCACUUCCAGAGCAGCGUGUAAGGGGUUCUUAUAGAAGAAGCAAUUCCCUCACACACACACACACUCACAUGCGCUCUUCCUAUCAUGGUCACUAAGACCAUAGAGGUCCUAUAACACAAUGUUACCGUGAUAGGGAGAGCACAUGUACAGGUAACCCGCCAAAAUAAUGGAAACAUUUGAGUAAAUGAAGGAUACAAAGUAUAUUGAAAGCCGAGUUAAUUAAGCCGUUAAUAUUCUAUAAUGCUUAGGGUCAUGUAUAGAAAUGCUGGAGGAGGAAAGCAUGGAUUAUCAACUAGAUUCAGCCAUGCACUAAAUAAAGGUGAAAUAAAAAAUAAAUUAAAAAAAGGGGGGCGGAACAUAAUUACAGAUCAUUUCUAGGCAAAUUGACCACAAGAAGCCCAAAACAGAUCUAUUUGACUAAAACAUAGUCAUUUCAAACCUUGCUUACAUUUUUAUACGAUCAUGUAUCUUUCUAUGAUUUUGUUUAUGUCCAACAAUGAAAAACCCUAGAGGUCUUCUCAGGUCCAAAAAUGUGGACAUGGACACGAAUGGACAAAUUAUUUAAAGAAUUUUUAAAAGGGGACCCGAACCUGACAACAAUCAGACCCGAGCAUAAAUGGACCCGACAACACCCAGACCUAGACCUGACCUGUACCCUAACAGUUCUGGAUCUAGACCAGACCCCUGAUUGGACCAGAGAGAUAUUUUUUUAAAUUUGCAACUAAGUUGCUCUUCUGGUUAACAAAUAGGCCUUUAUAUGUUGGCUAGGCCUUCUGUAAAGUCAAUAAACUCACAUUAUAAGUGUAAAAUAAUAUGCUAUAGGCUAUGAAGAGCCAUUCGGGUCAACGUGGGUCUAUCGGCUGUAGUACCUAGACCCAAACCCGAUGACAAUCAAACAGGACCCAAGGGAAAAGUUAUAAUUCUGGACCGCGGUCGGGUAUCGGGUAUUUGUUUUCGGGUACACCCAUGAAGACCCUAUUGGAUGACAAUGCACAGGGCACGAGUGGUUACUGAAUUGUUUGAUGAGCAUGAAAACAAUGUAAACCAUAUGCCAUGGCCAUCUCAGUCACCAGAUCUCAACCCAAUUGAACAAUUAUGGGAGAUUCUGGAGCAGCACCUGAGACAGCGUUUACCACCAGCAAAUUAUGGCAUUUCUUGUGUUGGGGUUUCCUUUAUUUUGGCAGUGUGAGGUGAGUGUGUGAGGAAAUUUGCCUAGCUAAAGUUCCCUGGAUUGCUUCUGUGCACUAUUUGCUUAUCUAUAAUGAAUUUGUAGUCCUGCUUUCAUUCCGCCUCCUCUGUGCAAUCAUAUAACAAUAGUAGCCCAAAGAUGAUCCCAUUUCCCCUUUAGUAAUCCGUCACCCACACCUGUUGAGCUCCCCUUAUUUUUGGUGUCUCCUUACAAUGCAAACGAUAUUCCCUUUCAACCAUUCUGUCAUGUAUUGUCUUGUUCAUUUUUUACAUUGAAUGUUAUUAAAUAGUUUUGAGAGAAAAUUGUCAUUGUAGUACUGGGGAGUCAGUAGACCAUAGUAUGUGACUGGCUAUAGUAUGUGAAACUGGCCAUGAGAAACAUGAAAGAGCAGUGACAUCUAGUGGCUUAAAGAGUACAUUUCAAGUUGACAGUAAUUUACUCAUUUUUAUUUUAUUUUAUCUACAUUACAAUUGCACAUAUAGACAUGUCAUAUAGCUAAUUUAAAUUAAUGAAUGUAUUUCCUCUUUCUGCAAGCAA
Molecule: messenger RNA, 4463 nt
Organism: Oncorhynchus tshawytscha (Chinook salmon)
Lineage: Eukaryota; Metazoa; Chordata; Actinopteri; Salmoniformes; Salmonidae
Product: double-stranded RNA-specific editase B2
Exons: 10
Coding region: 257-2758 (833 amino acids)
Biological process (GO): adenosine to inosine editing; RNA processing
Cellular component (GO): nucleolus; cytoplasm
Molecular function (GO): double-stranded RNA binding; double-stranded RNA adenosine deaminase activity; tRNA-specific adenosine deaminase activity
Source: RefSeq, a predicted model, not a curated record